Scatophagus argus is the source of this 882-nucleotide messenger RNA. RefSeq names its product mediator complex subunit 20 (gene med20). The coding region runs from base 87 to 722 and encodes 211 amino acids. Gene Ontology annotation, molecular function: transcription coactivator activity. The record is from RefSeq and is a predicted model, not a curated record. Gene Ontology annotation, biological process: regulation of transcription by RNA polymerase II. The transcript has 4 exons. Gene Ontology annotation, cellular component: mediator complex. Lineage: Eukaryota; Metazoa; Chordata; Actinopteri; Scatophagidae.
ACUAAUUUAAGACUACCUUUUCCGGAAGACUCACUUUUUACCCGGAAGUAUUCAACCGAAAGCCAAGAUAAUAGUUUGGAACAUCAAUGGGGGUAACUUGUGUGUGCCAGGUGCCGGUGGCUGAGGGGAAGAGUGUGCAGCAAACAGUGGAUCUGCUGCACAAGAAACUGGAGCAGCUGAGUGCUGUGAAGCAGGGCAGCUUCUGUGUAGACUGCGAGACAUACCACGCAACAGGAAAUGUUAGCGGUCAGCCCUCCAAGCUCUUAUACGUGAUGCACAACUCUGAAACGCCCCUGAGCUGCCUGGCUUUGUUUGAAGGUGGACCCCACCUGAUAGCUGACGCAAACUUUGAUGUUCUCAUGGUGAAACUAAAAAGUCACUUCCAAAAUGCCAAGGGGCACAAGGUGGAGUGUCGUGGUGCUAGAUACCGCUACUGUGACUUUUUGAUAAAAGUCGGUACUGUAACAAUGAGCUCCAGUGCCAGAGGGAUAUCGGUAGAGGUGGAGUAUUGUCCCUGUGUCAUCCCAGGGGAUUGCUGGAAUCUUAUGAAGGAGUUCAUGCAGUCCUUUCUCGGCUCCAGCGUACCCGAACUGCCAUCUGUGUUUGCUGCCAAACCCGAAGGACUCUUUGCACCAGCAGACUCAAUCGACACCAUGACUCAGUACCUGGAGCUGUUCAACAAACUUCGUAAACUUCAAAUCCCGGGAAGUAAUGUCCGUUGAGCUAUCGUUGCCAAUGGAGAGACUUGUUUUUCAUGUUUGUACUGCUUUAAUUCUGGUCCUGUGGAUCAGCAUGGUUUCCAGGCAUUUUUUAUUUCCAUUUCUGUGGCCUCACCAUUGCAUGAUCUUCCUAUUUGUUGAAAGCAUCUUGUAAUAAAGAGAC